Messenger RNA from Aspergillus puulaauensis, 1083 nucleotides. RefSeq lists its product as uncharacterized. The record is from RefSeq and is a predicted model, not a curated record. Gene Ontology annotation, molecular function: protein binding. The transcript has a single exon. Bases 1 to 1083 code for a protein of 360 amino acids. NCBI's taxonomy places the organism in Eukaryota, Fungi, Ascomycota, Eurotiomycetes, Eurotiales, Aspergillaceae.
AUGUUGCUUUCCCUUCCCAAUGAGAUCCUGUGCCUGCUUCCCGACUUCAUCGACAACAUCGAGACCUUCACCAGCGCCGCUGCCACCUGUCGCCGGCUGCGAGAUGCCUUGAACGCCGCGCCACCACAGACAAUCCUGCGUUUGGCGGCCGCGUCAGCCCCCACGUUUUUCUCGCCUCAUCCCCAUUUCCUCGUCCUCGCAACAGCUCGCGCUGCCAGCAACUGGGCCCUGGGCGAUGCCGAGCGCGUCCGCGAGCUGCGUAGCGCUCUGCAGGGCGGGAUCGAUGGCUUCUACCAGUUCUGUCUGCACCGCUCUGGGUUGACGCUGGCCGAUAUCCGGCGCACCCACCUCGCUCGCUUUUCGAUCAUCAAUCCCCUGUCCGACAAAAUCGACAAGAUGGCCGGUCGGCAGUGGUACAGCACACCCGACUUCUGGGACGGCGGUGUCAGUGAGGCCUACACCAUUCAGACUGAGGCCGACCGCGCCACCUUCCAGCUGCUUAUCUACGGCGAAAUGUUCGCGAGCACGAUGGAGGCCUUUCUAGAGCCGGAAAGGGGACUCCCCUUCCAUGACCUGACCACUCGACUGACCUAUAUCACAUAUUGCCUCCCCGACUGGAGUUGUCGGAGCUACUCGGGGUUCGACGUGCUUCCCACCGGCCCGUACGCGGACGGAGACCCGCCUGAAGGUGACCAGGUAGCAUUCCAUCAUAUCCUGUCAUGCUGGAGGUGGGAGUGCCUGUGGGGGGAUGCCAUCCGGAGUCUCCUUUUUGAGAACCCGGCCUCGUUUCCACAACGCGGGCGCAACGAGGAGGAGCACGAGUGGCAGAAGCUCCUGCGUGAUGCGCUUCAGGUGCAAGGCCUCGAAGGGAUGCAGUUGGUCACUUUACCCAAGGAGCAGAUCUCUCCUGCUGUCCUGGAGAGGGCCAUGGCUAUCAAGGCGAGAGUUCGUCAAAUACCGUGCCCACCAGCCGUCACGACCUUUGGGAGGCGAAGGAUUCUCACUGUGUCCAGCGAUGCUCCUGAUCCUGCACGCGAGGUGCGAGUAUGUUGUGCGUUCCACUGGGGAAUGGGACGUGUAUAA